Molecule: messenger RNA, 258 nt
Organism: Aspergillus pseudoviridinutans
Lineage: Eukaryota; Fungi; Ascomycota; Eurotiomycetes; Eurotiales; Aspergillaceae
Exons: 2
Coding region: 1-258 (85 amino acids)
Source: RefSeq, a predicted model, not a curated record
AUGUUCUAUGUCGUCGACACGCCACCCCCUGGACACCAGAAGCACUGUGAUGUGAUCUUUGGACGAGGCUCGUUCAUACAUAAAAUUCUCAACCUGGAAGGCAGCCAGGUCGCCCCAAUCGGGCUGCCACCGCUCACCCCAGCCGAGGAACUGGCGCUGGCAGCAGCGGCAGCAGCUGAGCGACAAAAAUUAGAAGAAGAAAGGCGGCAGAUAGUGGAGCAGCAGAAACGGGAACGGGCCGCAGGGCGACCCCGCUAG